AUGUUAUCACGAUUAGCAGUCACAACAACAAGGAUAAAUCCUGUGUUUGUCAAAAGUGCUAUUCAGAACCUUCCAAAGAAUCGACAGACAAUUUUUCGUCAAUUCGCUGAAGAUGCAAAAUUCAGAACUAGAAGUGAACGAAUUAAUGAGCGAAUGUCAUUGAAGGAACGAGCAAUGGCACCUGCUGGACCGAACGCGUUUGCCAUUGGCAAAGGAGCUUUAGCAGGCGGCAGUUUAUUAGGUCUUGGUGCUUUAUGCUUUUAUGGUGCUGGAAUGGGAAAAGGAACUAAUGCUCUCGAAAAUUCAAUGUUAUGGCCAGAAUAUGUUAAGCAAAGAAUUCAGGACACAUAUUUAUACUUUGGUGCUUCAAUUGGUAUUUCUGUAGCUUCAGCAGCUGCCGUUUUUCGUAGUCCAUCAAUUUUACGUUUAGUUUCUGGAGGUGGAUGGUUAAGCAUUAUUGGAACUUUUGCAGUUAUGAUCGGAUCUGGAAUGGUAGCACAAUCUAUUCCUUAUUCUCCUGGUUUAGGAACUAAGCAACUCGCAUGGGCUGUUCAUGCUGGUAUUUUGGGUGCUGUUGUUGCUCCAUUGUGCUUUGUUGGAGGUCCAAUAAUGCUCAGAGCAGCUUGGUAUACAGCUGGUAUUGUCGGAGGCUUGUCUACAGUCGCUGUUUGUGCUCCAAGUGAGAAGUUCCUUAAUAUGGGUGGUCCAUUAGCUAUAGGACUAGGUGUCGUCUUCGCAUCAUCAAUUGGAUCAAUGUUCUUAUCACCAGCUACAGCCUUAGGUGCAGGAUUAUACUCAAUGAGCUUGUACGGUGGAUUAUUGCUUUUCUCUGGAUUUUUACUCUAUGACACACAAAAAAUCAUCAAACGAGCUGAAAAUCAUCCAUCUUAUGGCUUUACACCUUACGAUCCAAUCAACAAUAGCAUUUCGAUCUAUUUAGACACACUUAACAUCUUCAUUCGAAUUGUCACAAUCUUGGCUGGCGGUGGAAAUCGCAGAAAUGACAAAUAUGAGAUGUACAAAUUGAUAUAG
Chironomus riparius is the source of this 1032-nucleotide messenger RNA. The record is from the annotation of a GenBank genome assembly. NCBI's taxonomy places the organism in Eukaryota, Metazoa, Arthropoda, Insecta, Diptera, Chironomidae.